Chaetomium fimeti is the source of this 981-nucleotide messenger RNA. RefSeq lists its product as uncharacterized. The transcript has a single exon. Bases 1 to 981 code for a protein of 326 amino acids. The record is from RefSeq and is a predicted model, not a curated record. Gene Ontology annotation, molecular function: NADP binding; oxidoreductase activity, acting on the CH-OH group of donors, NAD or NADP as acceptor. NCBI's taxonomy places the organism in Eukaryota, Fungi, Ascomycota, Sordariomycetes, Sordariales, Chaetomiaceae.
AUGGCCACCAUCACCUCCAUCGGCAUCGGCAACAUGGGCGCCGCCCUGGCCUCAGCCCUCCUCAAAUCCCCCACGCCCCCUAACCUCACCAUCUGGAACCGCACGGCCGACCGCCCCCACGUCAAAGCCCUCAUCACCGAGGGCGCCGUCUUCGAGCCCUCCCUGACCUCCGCCAUCGCCCGCAGCAACACCAUCCUGAUCUGCCUGCUCGACUACCCCUCCAUCACCACCGCGCUGGCCCCCGUCCUCGAGGAGACCACGACGACCACCACCACCCCUCACCCCCUAGCCGGCAAAACCAUCAUCAACCUCACCAACGGCACGCCCAACCAGGCGCGCGCCAUGGAAGCCACGCUCAAGCGGCUCGGCGCGGCGGCCUACUUCGACGGCGGCAUUAUGGUCACGCCGCAGCUGGUGGGCACGCCGGCGUCGUUCGUCAUCCUCAGCGGGGAGAGCCAGGCGCGGUUCGACUCCGCCGACGAGAACGACAACGAGGGCGGUGGUCAUGUGGCGGCGUUGCUGAAGCCGGUGGGCGCGGUGCAGUACGUGGCGGCGGACGCCGGGGCGGCGUCGCUCUAUGAUGUGGCGGCGCUGACGGCCAUGUAUGGAAUGUUUAUGGGUGCGUUUACGGGGAUUGCGCUGCUGCGGAAGCAGAAGCGGCAGGAGCAGGUGCAGGGUGGGGUGGGGGAGAUGGUGGCGGCCAAGCCGGCGGUGGAUUCGGUCAUGGUGCCGGUGCUGACGGCGCUGGUGCCGUAUGUGAGCCUGCUGGCGGAUGGGGUGGAUAAGGAGGAUUGGAUGGAGGACUUGGGCAAUCCGCUGGCGAUGCAGGCGGCGGGGAUGCGGAAUAUCCUGCAGACGUGUGAGGAGGAGGGCGUGGAUGGGACGGGGAUGCGGUUUAUCUCCCAGCUGAUGGAUCGUGCGGUGGAGGAGGGCUUUGGCGCGGGCGGCGUGGCGACUAUUGCGAAGUACCUGUUCAAGUGA